GCACUCCCGAACUGUUAGACCGGGCAGGUGGGAGGGACUCGCUGUCUGUCUUUUAGGAAGGAAGGAGAGAGAGGGAAGUGGGAAAGACAGAGAGACAGGAAAUAGGGUAGGGGGUAGAAUUUGUAAUAGUGAGUGCAAGUUAUAAUCAUAAAAAUAAAAGGGUGCUUGUGCAUUUACACGAACAUGCUUGAAACAAGAAGAGGAGCACUUGUGACAAGUGUUUUUGUCGCGUUCGUGUGCUUGACGACAUUCGGAAAUGUCGUGACAGCAGAUGAGGAGAAGAAAGGCGAUUUGGUGGUGUUGACUCCGUACCGGAAGGACAGCGACGGACUUUCGAGAUUCGUGAGAUCAGCCAAACUCUACGGAUACAAAAUCAAGGUCCUGGGCGAGAAAGCAGGUCAGGAAGCGGAACCAGGCGAGGAGGAACUGUUGUCACUACUGAAGGAGGAGCUGAAGGCACUGAGUGAAGACCCCGAGAAGAUCGUCCUCUACACUGAAGGCGCCAGCACCGUCCUGUCGGCUGGGCCCGUCCGAGUGGUGGAAGAGUUCGAGCGCUCGGGGGCGGCUGUACUCGUGUCGGCCGACGGUUUCUGCUGGCCCGACCGGGAGCUGGAGGCAAGCUACCCGAAGGUCAAGCGCGGCAAGAGGUUCCUCAACUCAGGAGGAAUCGUGGGUCGAGCCGAAUCCUUCUUCAGCGUCCUGUCGGCAUCGGCGGAGGAGAAGUCGCUGCAGAUGCUGUUAACCCACGCCUACGUUAAGGACGCCACCAGAGACAAGUAUAACAUAAGACUCGACCAUCUGAGCAAUCUCUUCCAGAACCUUAAUGGCGCCACAGGCGACGUCGAGCUUCGUUUCGCGGGCAAGGAGGCCUACCUCCAGAACACCCUCUACAACAGCGUCCCCGUCGUCGUCACCGGCAACGGACACACAAGCCUCGUCCUCAACACGCUCGGCUCCUACCUGGCGAGGGCGUGGAACCCGGAGGAGGGAUGCAGGUCAUGCUGGGACGACAUGAUCACCCUCGACCCUGCGAAGGAGGAGGAGAUGCCCGCGGUGGCGCUGGGCGUGUUCGUCGAGAAGGAGACGCCCUUCCUGGAGGAGUUCCUCGAGAAGAUCGCCAGCCAGGUGUACCCCAAGCAAAGAAUCAAUCUCUUCGUCCACAACUCGGUCAAAUAUCACGAGGAGACAGUCUCGGCGUGGGCAGAGGCCAUGAAGGAGGAAGUCGCUUCCGUCAAGUACACGGGCGUAGAAGACAACGUUAAGGAGUGGCACGCUCGCAACGCCGCCGUCGACUUCUGCUUGGAGAGCGAGAGCCAGUACUACUUCAGCGUGGACUCCGAGGCGCACAUCGACAACCCUUACACCAUUAAACUUCUCAUUGAGCAAAACAGGGACGUGGUGGCGCCCAUGCUGAUCCGACCGUACAAGGCUUGGAGCAACUUCUGGGGCGCGAUAACGAGCGACGGCUUCUACGCUCGCUCUAUGGACUACAUGGAGAUCGUGCAGGGCCACAGGAGAGGCCUGUGGAACGUGCCCUACAUCACCUCCUGCUACCUCGUGCGCAGACACCUCCUGGAGGGUGACAAGCGCCCGGCCUACAUCAAGAACCUGCUCGACCCUGACAUGGCCUUCUGCGAGAACCUUAGAGAAAAGGGCGUGUUCAUGUACGUCAGCAACCGAGUCGAUUUCGGUCACCUCGUCAACGCCGACCAGUUCGACACCUCCCGAAUGAACCCCGAGCUGUGGCAGGUCGUCGACAACCGGUGGGACUGGGAGCAGCGCUAUCUUCACCCGAACUACAGCAGCGCCGUCGCCGAGAACGCCACGGUGGAGAUGCCGUGUUCCGACGUGUACUGGUUCCCGCUGUUCAAGGAGAGGUACGCGCAGGAGAUGAUCCAGACCUUCGAGGACUUUGGCGUGUGGUCCGAGGGAACUAAUGAUGACCCGAGGCUGGAGGGCGGCUACGAGUCGGUUCCUACCAUCGACAUCCACAUGAAGCAGAUCGGCAUGGAGACCGAGUGGCUGGAGAUCCUUCGGGUGUACGUGCAGCCGAUGCAACUCAAGGUCUUCGAAGGAUACUACAACGAUGUAGGACCCCCACGAGCCAUUAUGAACUUCAUGGUGAGGUACAAGCCUGAUGAACAGCCCUUCCUGCGUCCACAUCACGACACCUCCACCUACACCAUCAACGUGGCACUGAACAAGCCCGGAGUCGACUACAAGGGAGGCGGCUGCCGCUUCGUCAGGUAUAACUGCUCUGUUACGGAUUCCCGCGUCGGAUGGAUCCUGAUGCACCCGGGCCGCCUCACGCACCUGCACGAGGGCCUUCCCACCACGGAGGGAACGAGAUAUAUCAUCGUGUCUUUCGUGGAUCCAUAAAAGGGAAUUCUAGCCUCAGCCCCCCCUCUCUCUCUCUCUGUUGUUUGUUGUGAAAAAGGGGAAGAAACUUGAGGGUUCAUCAUGUGAUGCUGAAGUCAUUAGCAACAAUAAAUAACAGAUUUUUCAUUUUGUGCAAAUGCUAUGUGAUAAGUUAUUUAUGUAGUAACUCUAAGUUACUUCUAAAUGUUGUUAUGUAUUUAUGAAUAAAAAAACUAUGGUCUUGUCAA
Messenger RNA from Penaeus chinensis, 2606 nucleotides. RefSeq names its product procollagen-lysine,2-oxoglutarate 5-dioxygenase 2-like. The record is from RefSeq and is a predicted model, not a curated record. NCBI's taxonomy places the organism in Eukaryota, Metazoa, Arthropoda, Malacostraca, Decapoda, Penaeidae. Gene Ontology annotation, biological process: peptidyl-lysine hydroxylation. The transcript is spliced from 16 exons. The coding region runs from base 184 to 2379 and encodes 731 amino acids. Gene Ontology annotation, molecular function: procollagen-lysine 5-dioxygenase activity; L-ascorbic acid binding; iron ion binding. Gene Ontology annotation, cellular component: endoplasmic reticulum.